UAGGAUUCAUGUGUACUGAAAAAAACACUAUAAAAGAUGUCAAAGGAAUGCGUUAUUGCAGAGCUAGGAGGGAGCUAACGAGGCAGGAAACAGUCAAAUGCUCAUAACUGAGUUGAAGGAUCGCGGGGCGUCGGAUUCCUGAGAACACAAGGAUGCGGUGCCGCAAGUUUUUGGGACUGGGUUCGGUUGGGACCUAUCUAUGGAUGGCAGUCUUUUUCAAAGGAUCCCAGCAGGGGGAGCACCAGCGGAGACUGUACAAGGACCUGAUGGCCAACUACAACCGGCUGGAGAGACCUGUGAUCAAUGACUCCUCCCCUAUCCUGGUUGAACUCGGGCUAACACUACUGCAGAUCAUUGAUGUGGAUGAGAAAAACCAGGUCCUGAUGACCAAUGCGUGGUUACAGCUGUACUGGACUGAUGUGUACCUCAGCUGGAACCCAGAGAACUAUCCUGGCGUUCAGAACCUACGUUUCCCUUCCAGCCAGAUCUGGACCCCUGACAUACUCCUUUACAACAGUGCCGACGAGAGAUUUGAUGCCACCUUCCACACCAAUGUGCUGGUGAACGCGUCGGGCUACUGCCAGUACAUCCCCCCAGGCAUCCUGAAGAGCACCUGCUACAUUGAUGUGCGCUGGUUCCCGUUUGACAUCCAGAAGUGUGACCUGAAGUUUGGCUCGUGGACCCACAACGGCUGGCUGCUGGACCUCCAGAUGCUGGACGUGGACACAUCCACCUACAUCCCCAACGGGGAGUGGGACCUCGUGGGAGUCCCAGCCAAGCGCAACGAGCUCUACUAUGAUUGCUGCAAGGAGCCCUACCCAGACGUCACGUUCACGGUCACCAUGAGGAGACGCACGCUGUACUACUGUCUCAACCUGCUCAUCCCCUGUGUCCUCAUCUCUGGCCUGGCCCUGCUGGUCUUCCUGCUGCCCGCUGACUCCGGAGAGAAGAUCUCUCUGGGCAUUACAGUUCUACUGUCUCUAACGGUCUUCAUGCUUUUGGUUGCUGAGAUCAUGCCGGCCACGUCAGACUCUGUGCCUCUCAUUGCUCAGUACUUUUCCUGCACCAUGAUGAUAGUGGGGCUGUCGGUGGUGGUGACAGUUCUGGUCCUGCAGUUCCAUCACCACGACCCACAGGGAGGCAAGAUGCCAAGAUGGGUAAGGGUUCUGUUGUUGAACUGGUGUGCCUGGUUCCUCCGUAUGAAACAGCCAGGUGAGGAGCGUAAACCCGCAGGCCCGCACAAGUACUGCAGCCCCCUCCAGCAGCGUUCCAGUGUCAGCUCCAUCGAGAUGGGCCCCGUGGGGCCCCUGACAGGCCUCACCACUCCCCUGUCACAGGCCCCCUGUGCCACAGGUGCCACCAACGGCAGCAUGAGCCUCUACUUCAGCUACCAUGCCGUCGAGAGCCCUCGCUGCCACCCAUCCAGCGACUCAGGAGUGGCACUAGGGGGGCGGGGCCAAGGGUCCCUCUGCGAAGAGGCCGAGCCCCCGGGGGGGGUAGCAGGCGGAGGGAGAGAAGGAGGAGGUGUGAUCUUGACAUCCCCGGAGAUCCUUCAGAUCCUGGAGGAGGUGUCAUAUAUCUCCCAGCGCUUCAGGGACCAGGAUGAGGAAGUAGCGAUCUGCAGCGAGUGGAAGUUUGCUGCUGCCGUGGUGGACCGGUUGUGUCUGGUGGCUUUUACUCUCUUCUCCAUCAUUUGCACCUUCACCAUCCUGAUGUCAGCUCCCAACUUCUUGGAGGCCAUCACCAAGGACUAUCUACCCAAGUAGUGGAAAUAUAUUGAACCGUAAAGGACAGUUUUCCUGACACAGAUUAAGUCUAACCCUGGACUAAGAGCUCUUUCCGUAAGAAAUCUCCAUCGAGCAUGCAUUUUAGUACAGUACUAAGCUCUUUUUCUGUGUAUAGGAAACCAACCUUAAAUGUUCUAUACAGAUUACUCUUGAGUACAUUUAAUAAAAAUAUUUUACGUCAAUUGGUGUAUUAGGGCCGGGCGAUAAAAAAACAUUAAUAAUUACCACAUUUGAUUUUGAUAUGAUAACAAUAAACUAUAUUGAUGAUAUUGUGAUACAGCUCAUUUUGAGUCUUGCAUCCCUUCCACCAAGUUGAAGAGGCAUAAUUAACCCUCGUUUAGCAAAAUCCUUAUGUUAUUGGGCAUAUCGCCUAGCCCUAACGUCUAUACUGUACAUAUGUGUAACAAUGUAAUUGUUGACUUCCCUUGGAUACAGCUUAAGCUGUUCCUGUAUGUUGACACGCCAUUCAUAAAUGUCAUUACUUUUACAUACACAUGACCUUUGAACUAUUGAUCCAUUGUACGAAAUGUAAAGAAUUGGGCCUUAUUGGAAUUUUUUAACGCUUGCCAAUACAGUGGCCUGUUGAUAGCGACACCGUCUAUAUCAAACCUGGACACAAAAAGAGCUGUAUUUUGCAGUUUACUUGAAAUUAUGAAAAAUAUUUAUUUCUUCAGUAUUCAAAUACAGGCCAAAUGCAGGAACAAUUUGACUACCUCUCAGAAAACCAAAUGACUGUAUACGUAUUUGAAGGUAUUUAAAUAUAAAACAAGUAUGUGACGGUUGCCAAAUAUUUGAUGAAAAACCAAAAAACUGUUUAUUUAAUAUUUCUAAGUGUCUGAUCAUUAGUACAUACUAUGAAUCAUAAUAUGGCCUACACAAUAAUUAAAUACAUGAAAUCCCCUCCACAUUGUGACAGUGCCUUGCAAAAGUAUUCAGAACCCUGACCAGUUCUUUCAUUUUACUGUUGUUUAUAAAUGUAUUUAACUCUGUGCUGUGGAAGCUCCCAGUUUACACAGAUAACAGAAAUGCCCUAACAAGGACACUGGUAUCUUGCCAUUGGCCUCCACCCAUGAAUCAUUUAAGUUGCUGUCACAUUUUCUGGAUAAAACCACCACUUUUGAAUGAUUAGGCUUUUUAAGACCAAAGAGUGAAACUUGAAGUUGUGGCUGACACUUAGGAGUUCAGAAAGACUCUGAUUAUUUAGUCAAUUUAAAUCUUAGUCAGAAUAUACAUGAAUUCAAUUUUGUUCAUAAGAUUAUUAUUUAUUGAUGACUACUUUUUUGUUCCUCUAACAAUUUUCACUCUUUUAAACGUUACCUUCAUAUGAUUUUCUGAGUGGAAGAUCAAGUUGACAAACACAUUAUUCUUUGCUUUUAUGUUGAAAUAUACCUAGGGUGCCAAUAAUUCUGGAGGGCCUGUUUAAAUACAGUCUGCUCCUUAAAAUGAAAUGAAUUGUAAUUACCAAAAUAUUAUUAUUAUAAUGAGUGGUUAUACUAUAUCUAAGGUCCUUUAAUAAACCGCAUAUCAAACGUUUUUAAAUACAUUAUUCCAAUGUAAACAAUUGCUAAAUAUUAAAUUCUGUAUUUACAAAACAGAUUAACAUAUUACUCAAUGGUAAGUUAUAAGGCGUUUGAUUGCAGUUAAUUUCAGAAUGUGUAAACAAUGAAUUAUUCAAUGUUAUUAAACACCACUAAAAGUUAUGUUCAACUCCUUAGAAUAUGUUUCCAGUAUUUGGUCAUGGUUAACUUAUGGUUUGACAUUUAUAUUUGGGAUGGCAGGGUAGCUUAGUGGUUAGAGCAUCAGACCAGUGACCGCAACGUUGCUUUUGCGAUUUCUUUUCCACAUUCAUAUUGUGGGUUACUGUGUGUAAAUAAAGCUGGAAAAAGUCAGAUUUUAUGUGUUGACAUUUCAGGCUGUACGGCAAGAAAAGGCAAGCAUUUUGAAAUGGGGUGGUGACUUUCUAUAUCCACUGUGUAACCAUAGUAACCCCUGCGCCCUACAGAGAUGUUUCACUGUGAAACUGUGCUUCCUGAUGUUUUUUGUUUCAUUUGUUUUAUUCCUCAUAUAGUUUUAUUUUCACCGUAUAUUGUUUAAAAGCUGUGUGUACUGAUUUUAAUUAGAACUGCAAGCUAACGCUGCCCCGGCAGAAUAAGCGACCGGCCGUGUAGGUAUUUUGCCAUUGACUUCAAGGGUCACAUUGACCCAGCCACUCCGUGAAUGGUUUGUGACAGGGUGACACGAGGCUCGCCGGUAUGUCAGAAGAGACUGAACCUGAAACAACCUGCAACGUCAAAAGCUGUGGAAAUGAACAAUUUAGCAGAUACAAGUAGCGCCUGACUGAACCAACUUUCUGUCAGAUAAGCUGUCCGUGCAUCUGUGUUCACCAGUAAUAACUUGUUAUUGUAUUCUCAAAACCCCCCAGUCCUCAGAGUUCUCCCGUAUUGUGUCCUUAAUUACUGGCAUUUCUUUUCCGCCAAUAAACCCUCGCGAGAAGCCUACAAUGA
Messenger RNA from Esox lucius (northern pike), 4291 nucleotides. Its product is annotated as neuronal acetylcholine receptor subunit alpha-7. Bases 153 to 1766 code for a protein of 537 amino acids. Gene Ontology annotation, molecular function: transmembrane signaling receptor activity; acetylcholine-gated monoatomic cation-selective channel activity. Gene Ontology annotation, cellular component: neuron projection; postsynaptic membrane; synapse. The transcript has 10 exons. Gene Ontology annotation, biological process: chemical synaptic transmission; nervous system process; monoatomic ion transmembrane transport. Lineage: Eukaryota; Metazoa; Chordata; Actinopteri; Esociformes; Esocidae. The record is from RefSeq and is a predicted model, not a curated record.